AUGAAAAUUAUUAUUAAAACAUUGAGCGGAUAAAACUUUCCUUUAGAUGUGGAAGGAACAGAUACAGUAUAUAAUCAAUCUAAUUAUUUAAGAUUUCAGUUGUGAAAGAAAAGAUCUUUUAAGUGAAAUAAUUUGAAGUAGGGCAACAAAAAUUAUUAAGAAAAGGAACACUCUUGGAUGAUAAAACAACUAUUGCAGAAUUGGGAAUUUAAGAAAAUGAAUUUUUAGUAGUCAUGGUUAAUGCCAAAGUAUUUUAUUUUAUUUAAAAUUUUCAUAGAAAACAGCACCUCAGUAGCCAUAGCCAGUUUAACAACCACCAGUCUAAUAACCUGCUCAAUAAUAACCAGCUCAAUAACCUGCUUAAUAAGUGCCACCACAAUAAUAGCCUUAACCUUAAGGAGCUCCAGUUGUAAAACCAGCAGCAUCUGGAACAGGAUUGCUAUCUGGACCAGAGUACGACAAAGCUAUUGAAGAGUUAAUGUCUAUGGGAUUCUAAAGGGAAGAAUGUGUAAAUGCUAUGAAGGCAGCAUUCAACAAUCCUGAUAGAGCUGUUGAAUACUUAUUAAAUGUAAUAUUAAAUUCUAUAAUUAGGGCAUCCCUCCUGGUGCUAUAUCUAAUCCUCCUGCUCCAGUUGUUGGUGGAUAAGGAUAACCACCUGCAGCUUAAUAACCAGUUGGUUAGCCAGCUUAAUACUAAUAAUUAAGAUAAUUGUACUAAUAGAAUCCAUAAGCUGUUAUGCAAUUGAUACCUUAAUUGAUGCAACAACUUUAAUAGACUAAUCCUGAGUUACAUGCAUAAGUUGCAUAAAACCCUGAAAUGUUAUUACAAAUUCUUAUGGGAGGAGGAGGAUAAUAAGGCCCACCUCCAGGAUCUAUCUAAUUAAGUUAAUAAGAAUUUAAAGAUAUUGAAACUGUAUUUAUAUUUAUAAUAUUUUAGAUUAUGGGAUUAGGUUUUACUAAAUAAGACUCAUUAGAAGGUUAUUUAGCAUGUGAUAAAAAUGUUGAGAUGGCAAUUAAUUAUUUAUUUGAGAAAUAAGCAAAUGGAGAUCUAUUUAGUAUAUUCUUAAUUUAACCUUAGCUUAACAUGUUUAAAGAGAAUAAGCAAAUCCCCCAAAUCAACAACCACCUGGUGGAAAUGAUGGACCAAUGGAUGAAGAAGAUGACGAUGAUGUUUAUUAAUGA
This is a messenger RNA of Paramecium primaurelia, 1181 nucleotides long. NCBI's taxonomy places the organism in Eukaryota, Ciliophora, Oligohymenophorea, Peniculida, Parameciidae. The record is from the annotation of a GenBank genome assembly.